This is a messenger RNA of Carlito syrichta (Philippine tarsier), 1213 nucleotides long. Its product is annotated as potassium voltage-gated channel subfamily B member 2-like. NCBI's taxonomy places the organism in Eukaryota, Metazoa, Chordata, Mammalia, Primates, Tarsiidae. Gene Ontology annotation, biological process: potassium ion transmembrane transport; protein homooligomerization. Gene Ontology annotation, molecular function: protein binding; delayed rectifier potassium channel activity. The coding region runs from base 558 to 1178 and encodes 206 amino acids. Gene Ontology annotation, cellular component: voltage-gated potassium channel complex. The transcript is spliced from 3 exons. The record is from RefSeq and is a predicted model, not a curated record.
CGCCAACUCCCCGCUGGCGCGGCUCGCUUUCCGGCCCCUUCCGCGCGGCGAGCUCAGCCCAGCUCGAUUUUUCCUUUUCUAUCCCAGCCGUCGCUGGUCUGGGCGGCGGUGGCGCCGGCGGCGGGGGGAUGGGGGCCCCGCGUGGGGAAGGGGGUGAAGACCGAUGAAGAUUAUUGUUCUUUUUAAGGAUGCCUUAGCAUCCUCCCGCCGCCUCUCCUCUGCGCCUUCCUACUAGCGACCGUGAACCAGAGUCAGGGAUGUAAAGAGAGGGGGAACACACGCCAGGAGCUGCAGCCAGCCGGGGAGACCCUCCUCUCCGUGGAGGGGAGGGGGAGUGCCAGCGACAGAUCAUUGGCGAAGGGGAUCGUCGCAGGGAGAGGAGCCCCGGAGGGAGCGGGGAAUCCCACAGCCCUUUGUGGUGCCCGAACCCGUGCCGCCUGCUGAGCGGGGUCUGUGGGAGCUAGCUGUGUCAGUGGAAAUGGCUGCCCCAGAGGAAUAUCGCUUCAGUUGACCUCAUUUUUUAAAGACCACAGCUCUGUGGCUUUGUCCAGUUCAAAAUGGCAGAAAAGGCUCCACCUGGCUUAAACAGGAAGACUUCAAGGUCGACACUUUCUCUUCCUCCAGAGCCUGUGGACAUUAUCAGGAGCAAAACAUGCUCACGGAGAGUUAAAAUCAACGUGGGGGGCCUCAACCACGAAGUCCUGUGGAGAACACUAGACAGGCUGCCCAGGACACGCUUGGGGAAGCUUCGGGACUGCAACACACACGAGAGCCUCCUGGAAGUGUGUGAUGACUAUAAUCUAAAUGAGAAUGAGUAUUUCUUUGACCGGCAUCCAGGAGCCUUCACUUCCAUUUUAAAUUUCUAUCGAACAGGGAAACUCCACAUGAUGGAAGAAAUGUGUGCUCUCUCUUUUGGCCAAGAGCUUGACUACUGGGGGAUUGAUGAGAUCUACUUAGAGUCCUGCUGCCAAGCCAGAUACCAUCAAAAGAAAGAACAGAUGAAUGAAGAACUGAGGCGAGAAGCAGAAACUAUGAGAGAAAGAGAGGGAGAAGAGUUUGAUAAUACCUGCUGUCCUGACAAAAGGAAGAAACUCUGGGACUUGCUGGAAAAACCUAACUCAUCCGUGGCUGCAAAGGUGAGGAAACUGAGACCCAGACCACUGAAGAGAAUUUGUUGAACAUCAUAUAGUAGUUAAUAAAAGAGUCAAAGCUA